AUGUCGGAAAACGCUCAAUUUGCUACCAAAGUCAUUGCCCUCACCGGCGCGGCGUCGGGUAUAGGUCUGGCAACAGCCCACGUCCUCGCCGGCAGGGGAGCCAAGCUUUCUCUAGCCGACGUGCAAGAGGAAGCGCUUCAGAAAGCCAAGGCAGAGAUUGAGCAAAAGCACCCGGGCGCCGAAGUCAUCACAUCCGCGCUCGACGUGCGCAAGUACGAGCAGGUGGACAGCUGGAUCGGGGCGACGGUCGAGCGCUUCGGCCGGCUGGACGGCGCCGCGAACCUGGCCGGCGUCAUUCCGCAGUCCAUUGGCCUCCAGGGGCUCAAGGACCAGGACUUUGCCGAGUGGGACUUUGUCAUGGGCGUCAACUCGACGGGCGUCAUGCACUGCCUGCGCGCGCAGCUCGCCGUCCUGGCCGACAAUGGCGCCGUCGUCAACGCCUCGUCCAUUGCCGGGACCACGGGCCGCGCAAACAAUGCUUCGUACGCCGCGUCCAAGCACGCCGUGCUCGGAAUGACCAGGUCGGCGGCCAAGGAGGUUGGUGUCAGGGGAAUACGCGUCAAUGCCAUUUGCCCGGGAACCAUCGCGACACCCAUGCUGAAGAGUGCUCGGGACAUUAACGGCGGCAAAGAAGGCAACGAGAGUCACCCCGAGUUAAAUCAGGUAGCACUGAGACGGGUUGGCCAACCCGAAGAGGUUGCGAAGUUGAUCGCGUUCCUCCUCAGCGAUGAAUCCACAUACAUUAGCGGCAAUGAUAUUAGCAUCGAUGGAGGUUGGAGAUGUUGA
Molecule: messenger RNA, 786 nt
Organism: Pestalotiopsis fici W106-1
Lineage: Eukaryota; Fungi; Ascomycota; Sordariomycetes; Amphisphaeriales; Sporocadaceae
Exons: 2
Coding region: 1-786 (261 amino acids)
Molecular function (GO): oxidoreductase activity
Source: RefSeq, a predicted model, not a curated record